AAGACGUCUACCCAGCGGUCGAUUUAGGCACUGGCCUCCUUGAAGCCCUUGGGUUCAGCGGGAGCAGUGGUAAAGCAAACAGGUCCGCAAUAGACAUCAGUAAGAGGCGAUUGGAGGAUUGGUGGAAGAAAAGUAGGGAAACGACAAAAGACGGAGACGUACAAAAGCACAGUUCGCAAUAGGGUAUCAGAAAAUUUGGACGUGGUAGUUCAUAGUGGGGUUUUUUUUGUUUUUUCAUUGGUUAACCUAGGUAGGAUAUUAAGCAGCAUAGUAGCAAGAGCUUGGUGGCGCAAGCCACCGCCCCGUUCCAAAGGGGACGCUCAUAACAUCCAUCCAUCCAUCCAUCCGUCGGUUUUGGUGCACUUCUGGUGUUGUGCAAGGUUUCGUUGUGCAUGGCGGUUGUUCUUGUGCUGUGUACUUACUUCACUGUUUUGCGUGCGCAAUCGGGAGGAAUGAGUUAGUUUUGUGAUAUGUCCCAUUUUGCGCAGUCAUUGUGUGUUCUAGCUCUCAGAAAGGUUCGGACAUCGUCUUGCCAACGGCGUGCGUUGCUCCAAACUGACUUUCCGCCCGCCGCACAGUUCUCUUGUAGCAACGUUGACAAAAUGGCUAAAAGUAAAUUUGAAUACGUCCGUCAAUUCGAAGCCGACGACAAGUGCUUGCCAAACUGUUGGAUUGUCACGCGAAUUGAUGGGAAGGCCUUCCACAAGUUUUCGGACGUACAUGGCUUCGAGAAACCCAACGACAAGCGCGCCCUUGACUUGAUGACGCGCUGUGCGGAGCGCGUCAUGGAGGAGUUCGGCGAGAUCUGUAUAGCGUACGGACAGAGCGACGAGUACAGCUUUGUAUUCAAAAAGAACGCCGAGCUCUACAACCGUAGGGCAAGCAAAAUCAUGACAAACGUCUGCAGUUUGUUCACGUCUUCGUACCUGUUCUACUGGCCCUCGUUUUUCUCGAGCCCCAUCCAGUACCCGCCGUCAUUUGACGGUAGAGUUGUUUUGUACCCGAGCGACGCAAAUCUUAUGGACUAUCUAAGCUGGCGACAGGCCGACUGCCACAUUAACAACCUCUACAACACUGUCUUUUGGGCACUCGUGCAGGAAGGAGGCCUCACUACUAGGCAGGCUGAAGAAAGGUUGCGAGGCACUGUCUCGUCCGACAAAAAUGAGAUACUCUUCCAGGAGUUUCAGACCAACUACAACAACCUUCCAGCGUUAUAUCGUAAGGGCACCGUCGUCAUUCGCGAGGCCACGGACGAGGGGUCGUCAGGAGACGGUUCGAAAGCAUUAAAGAACCGCAAGCAGGCCAAAGUGUAUAGAAUAACGGCACUAAACGUUGAUAUAAUUCAAAAGAACUUCUGGAGUAAGUACCCCCAUUUAUUGGCGGAAUAAAUUGAAUUUUUAAUACCA
Dermacentor andersoni is the source of this 1406-nucleotide messenger RNA. It is a transcript of the gene THG, whose product is annotated as tRNA-histidine guanylyltransferase. NCBI's taxonomy places the organism in Eukaryota, Metazoa, Arthropoda, Arachnida, Ixodida, Ixodidae. Gene Ontology annotation, biological process: tRNA modification. The record is from RefSeq and is a predicted model, not a curated record. Gene Ontology annotation, molecular function: tRNA guanylyltransferase activity; magnesium ion binding.